This is a messenger RNA of Botrytis sinoallii, 1785 nucleotides long. RefSeq lists its product as uncharacterized. The coding region runs from base 1 to 1785 and encodes 594 amino acids. Gene Ontology annotation, molecular function: protein kinase activity; ATP binding. Gene Ontology annotation, biological process: protein phosphorylation. The transcript is spliced from 5 exons. NCBI's taxonomy places the organism in Eukaryota, Fungi, Ascomycota, Leotiomycetes, Helotiales, Sclerotiniaceae. The record is from RefSeq and is a predicted model, not a curated record.
AUGUCUUCCAUCUCACAGGCCAUUAAAAAUGCUCUUCAUCGGGGCAAGGGAGGUGCAAAAGGCAAUGAAGAUACGAAAAAGGCUGCACCUGCCGCUCCAGCUGUCCCUCAACAUCACGCUAAAUCAGAUCCUAGCGUAAUGGCCCAUCAAGCACAUCAAGUUCCUGGAGGUGAUGCAUAUUCAGUUGCAAACGAAGAUAAUAGAAAUAGAGGAGCUCAAGCUGCAAAUCAAGCUGCACAUGCAGCAGGACAACAACAAAUGGCAGGACAAUCCAGCUCAACGAGGCAGGACGAACUGGCAAGACUGGUGGCCGCCUCGAAUGAAAAUAACAACCGUUUACCAAGAUAUCCUGGACUUGAAAGAUGGUCACUUAUCGAGAAGAUGGCAGAUGCUCAUCUUCAUCCGAACUUCAACAAGAAGCAACCCAAGGGCGUGGAGAGACAAAACAUUCUCAAAGAAGUGUCCAUCAUGCGUGGUCUAGAUCAUCCUAAUAUUAUAAAACUCAUCGAAUUUUCCGAGUCAAAACAAUACUACUAUCUUGUUUUAGAGUUGGCACCCGGCGGAGAAUUAUUCCAUCAAAUCGUCCGCCUUACUUACUUUAGUGAGGACUUGUCAAGACAUGUUAUUAGACAAGUUGCAGAGGCAUUACACUAUCUUCACGAGGAAAAGGGUGUCGUCCACAGGACAUCAAACCAGAAAAACAUUCUGUUCGAGCCAAUACCGUUCAUUCCAACCAAGAACCCGAGACCAAAAUCUGCUGAAGAUGAAGACAAGGAGAACGAGGGUGAAUUUAUCAAGGGCGUUGGAUCAGGUGGUAUCGGAAAGAUUAAGAUUGCCGAUUUUGGGUUGAGUAAAAUCGUAUGGGAUACCCAAACCAUGACACCAUGUGGUACCGUAGGAUAUACAGCGCCAGAGAUUGUCAAGGACGAACGAUACUCCAAAAGUGUUGAUAUGUGGGCAUUAGGUUGCGUUCUUUAUACCUUGCUCUGCGGUUUCCCACCAUUUUACGACGAAAGUAUUCAGGUUUUGACUGAAAAGGUUGCAAGAGGUCAAUACACAUUCCUCUCGCCAUGGUGGGAUGAAAUCUCCAAGCCAGCACAAGACCUUGUCUCACACUUAUUAACUGUGGAUCCCAAAAAACGAUAUACAAUCGAUCAAUUCCUUCAACACCCUUGGAUCAAGGGUUCCGAGGAACCUACAUACGCAGCACUUGAUGCUCCACCAUUGGCUACUCCAGCCGUUGAACGCCAACGCCAAUUGGGUGGUGGCUUGCGAGCCUUCAACCCCGAUCUCUUGGAGUCUCCUGGAGCAGGCAGGCGUAUGGAUUUCCGAAGCCCCGGUGCUGUCCAUUUACGUGAAGUCUUUGACGUCGGUUAUGCUGUUCACAGACAAGAAGAGGAAGCCAAACGAAAGAAGAACUUCAAGCAAGGUUAUAGAGGAACUGCCGCCCUGAACCCCCUCAACCCCAUCGAUGAUGAAGAUUUCGACGAGAGCGACGAGGAGAACUGCGAUGAGAACGGAGUUCCUUCAAAGGCACCCAAAUCUGGACAGUCAGAUGUUGCGCAAGUCGGUGAUGCUUUGCGAAAUACAAAAUUGAAUCCAAAAUCCGCAGCCCCGGCUAAAGGUUAUGGACAGCACAGUGCUCAGGUAACCGCAUCUGCAAAGCGAGAUAUCAAACCAAGGAACGGCGCCUUCGAACUCAAUCUCGAUGGAGCAACUCUACUCGGUCGACGUCAACAACAACCACCGCCAAGUAACCUGAGGGAGUCAAUGGUUGCGCAAUAG